ACAAAAGCAAGCAGUGAAUUAGAAUUGUGUUGUAAGAGAAAUGUUCCAACAGGGGCACUCCGAGGUUUGAACAUUUCGUUCGCUAAAGCGCUUAAAAAGAAGAAAGAUGCCGCGUUCCUCCGACACCACAGCGUCUGGCACAGGAGAAUAUCGCAUCAAACCGCGACACAACCGGGGCAGGCGACGACUUUACCAGAAUCAUUUCUUCGAGAUCGACUACAUUCGCUUCUACAAAAACAAAUUUGUCAUUGAUGAUGGUGUCACUGAUGCUGGAAGCGAUAGUCGCGUCGUCGACGGAGCGAAAGCUCUCGAUGCUGCAGGCGGAGAGGGAAGAAAAAAGGCGGCCAAGUUGAGCACAGAAGGGCGUCGGGCGAGAAGGUUCGACCCAGAAGCUCUCCCCGAGGUCGGCAACAAUCAUCACCUUCUGAAGACAAGAAAAAUCAUUGAUGCACCCAUCAGCGACACCGACACCGCAUCUCUUCCGUCUUCGUCUUCUAGCAGCACGUCUUCAGUUUCGCAAACUGUUGCGGACCUCAUCUCGAGCGCCCUCGACGGGGGCACUGCGCCUGCAGAAGAAGGUGAACAAACUGGUAGUCUCUUCGAAAACGGUUGGCGUGAGGAGUUUUCUCCCAGCUCCUGCGUUGACGGCAAGCCGAACCCGAACGUGUGGGAGUACGAGAUCGGGAUACCAAGGCCCGGGAACUGGGAAGCGCAGCUGUACACGGACCAGAAACGGAACGCGUUUUGCACGAGAAACGGCACACUGAUGAUGCGCGCGUACUGUGAGCAGGGGUCCGCGAUGGAGUGCGCCAUGCUGACGUGUGACAACCAGAAGAUGCCGCUCAAGUGCAACACGAGGACGAUGGCCGCGCCAGCGGCAUCAACUGGAGACCGGGAAAGUGGUGCUGCACCUGGAACCGGAGAUGCCGAGACAGAGGAGCCACAAGCGACCACCCCCUGGAUCUCCUCUUCGUCCCUGCAAAUGAAGCACCAGGUCGUCGAGUCCGGUACCCUGAUCGCGCGGAUCCGGGGUAACGACACUGCACGCGGUGCCUGGAGUGCGUUCUGGAUGAUGGGGGAGGAGUGGAGACGGCUCAUGAACGGAAAGGAGCAGGAUUUCGCGAAAGUAUUCUGGGUGAAUCGUCGGGUCAUCUUGUGCCAUCAAGUCUUGCCCUGUCUUCAAUGUUGUCCUUGGCAUUGCUAGUUGUAUUGGAUAUACUUUGCAUGGUAAUCGUAAUUAAGUAAAUGUAGGACUGACCGCCCUAAAAAUUCGAUGACUUUCGCACAGAGUAGACCCCCCCUAAUUUUUCACCAUGAUACCGGGCGGGAAAAUCCUGGCCGACGUGCGGCGAGAUCGACAUCCGCGAGCUGAACUCGAAGUACCAGAUUAUCGACCAAUUUUCCUUCUACAACGAUACUUUUUGGAGCCCGGAGUACGCAAAAAUCGGCGGUGUCUACCUGAAAGUGAAGGACAUGCCCAAGGACGAUGACGGGUGGACGAUUUUCGUGGUGGAGUACAGGAACAAUAGAAAUGGAAGACGGUCAUCUCCUGCGCACUUGAAGAUGAAAAAAGCCGAUCGCGUAGACGCCGACGACGACGACGACAAAGUAGUUAAGAAGAAGCGAAAAUCUGACGAAGACGACGACGCAGUAUUGGAUCCAAAUAGAAGAAACCCUGCCCGGUCACAAGAAGAUGAACCCACUAUGUUCACGGACGCUUGGCGGGCGGCGGAGCACACGCUGGGGAUCGAAACCGACCCCACUGCGCCGGACUUCGUUCCAAGCAUCGUGAGAAACAGCUCGGACCCGGAGUUUGUCAAGGACGUUGGUCUGCGGACCUGGUGGAUGAAGGAUUUGUCUGAGCUGGACACUCUGACCACGGAAAACGCACUGCUGCAGAUGCCCCGGAACGGAAAAAUGUCCAACCGUUUGAUCAAGCGUUAUUGGGAAACGUUUGAGAACAACAAUUUGUUCGUGAAACUCAACCUCGCGAUCGGCGGCAUCAGCGAAGGGCCGUACUUCGUGCCGCCGGUAGGGACGUCGGGGGAAAACGCGGAGGAGACCCGGUUUCUGGGUGGCGGGGGCAUAUGAACUGCAAAAGUAUCGUACUCGUAAGUAUAAAUGCAUUACAAAUUUUUUCAGCAUGAGAAACAAAUGAGAUCUGUGAUGCGGAUUUACCUAAAGGAAAAGGCUUUGCAAUGCAUGACUGCAAUACGAGUGCGAUACUUUUGCACAGGAUAGGGCAGGAUGAGUGACAAUGUCAAUGGGGGGUUGGUUGGCGACGAAAAGGCUAACCAGGACUUAGGCCUGCUGGAUGAAGAGCUGGAAGAUAAAGAUCGCGACGAGGAAGUAGAUCAAGAUGUUGGAGGACAGCAUGGCGAAAGAACAACAGACGUCAGUGAUGAUCCCAAAAUCCGUAACAACGCACUGAGCGACCUGAUUGCGAAAAUCGAACACAACGAACCUGCGCACGACCUGGAUCAUCACAGGAUAACCUCCGAUGCAGAAAAUUGGAACGCUUCCGAUUUUCUGAAAGCGAUCAGUUUGUCCAAGAUUGCGAAGGGUUACGAGGCGUAUAUCGCCGGGUGGUUCUUUAUCGUGUUUCUCAUGCUGAUAUUCCCCACAACAUCCCGAAGAAUCCGGACAGUACUCGCCGGACGGGUUGUUUUGCAGCCCCGGCAACUGCUCGGAGGCUAUGGUGUUUGGCGGGGAAACGGAAAUGCGAAUGCAGCGAUAGCACGAAAUGCAGGACGAGAGGAGGCACAAAGACACGACAACCCUUCCUCGUCGGUUUGCAUCAACCGCGUUCCUGGAUCAACAUCAUCGGCCGGAGCGAAUCCGCUGACGCAGCCUCUGGUCGAAGAUGCGUGAAGUGCCUCGCGUUGGUGAUGUCUGUGCUAUUUUCCGCUGCGUCUCGGCUGCGCCGCGAUUGCGAUGCUCAUUUUCGGCAUUUCCAUUUGAGUAUUCAGAUUCACUUGAUACGUUCAAAUAAACUUUUUAAAACAUCAGAACAAUCCGAGCGCAAGUACCUAAGGCAACACUAAACAUUUCUUGCCACCGCGUGCUCAUCACGAACGCCGAUGGAACUCUUUAUGCUGCAGAGCCAUUCUACGCUUGUGCUCAUUUUUUAGAGCGGUUUUUCUUUAGUAGGUAAGAACUUCUUGUUGCGGUUGCGGUUUUAGAGUUCGAUACUAAUGCCAAAAUGCUCCGUGAUGUCAAUUUUCCAAAUUAUCAUAUGGAUAUGUGCUCAUGUGGCUCUGCUUCGAUUCAAGCGGAAGCAUGGCAACAUCUUCAAAUUUUGUCAACGUCUCGUUUUUCUACGCAUGAAGACCAAGAAACUAGAAUGCAAGCUGGAGUGACAUCUUGAUUUUCUUCAUUUUCCUAUGUGGCCCAAAUGACGUGAAAGAAUCUGAAUCUGACAAACAAGCGCCUUGUGGAAGUCGUGGCGCAGUGACAGUAGGAGGGGAACAAGGUGGCGCUGCUCGAAGGUCUGCAGCACCAGCAUGUGAAAGAAGUCAGUGGAGUGCGUUUGCGCAAAUAGUCAGAAUGUCGCAUGUAGUAAUGUAAAAGGAGGACAUUGCCAUUUAACAAGCAAUUACGCAGGUUGACCUUUUACUUGCUUGUGCUAUUGUCAUCCUCUUCAUCGUCAUUUUCCCGCACCAAGCCGAAUG
Molecule: messenger RNA, 3671 nt
Organism: Amoebophrya sp. A120
Lineage: Eukaryota; Dinophyceae; Syndiniales; Amoebophryaceae
Source: the annotation of a GenBank genome assembly